Molecule: messenger RNA, 1237 nt
Organism: Lotus japonicus
Lineage: Eukaryota; Viridiplantae; Streptophyta; Magnoliopsida; Fabales; Fabaceae
Exons: 5
Coding region: 459-971 (170 amino acids)
Source: RefSeq, a predicted model, not a curated record
UAUGGGGUAAUCAGAAUACCCUCAAAAUAGGAAGUAAUUGGAAAAUCCUCUCGCUCUCGCUCUCGCUCCCGAUCUCGCUCCCGAUCUCACUCUCGCUCUCUUGCUCUCGCUCGCGAUCUCACAGUCUCUGCAAUCUCGUUCUCUGCAAAUCCCGAUCUCACCCUCUCUGCAAUCUCGCUCUCCUGAUCUCACUCUCUCUGCAAAUCCCGAUCUCACUCUCUCUGCAAUCUCGCUCUCUCGUUCUUGCUCUCCCGAUUCAUGGAGUUUCUUCCCCCUUGAUUCAGUUGAAUUGUUGGAGCUGCUGGAACAACAAGUUAUAUAUACAAUUAGGAGAUACUGGAGCUGUGUGAAUCCAAUUGAGCAGGCUACUGCUAUAAGAGGAUACACUAGCAACUCUGCUAUAAGAGGAUACACAGUUGGUAAGAACAAGAAAUGUCCCAACGAUUGAAGCAGUGGCAAUGUUUUUGCACAUCCUUGCUCACAACCUAAAGUACAGAGUAGUGCACUUUACCUAUUAUAGAUCCAAAGAAACAAUAAGUAGGCAAUUCAACAAUGUCCUACGAGCUGUGAUGAAAGUGAGUGGGGAAUAUUUGAAGUUUCAAGACCAUAAUAAUCUAGAGGGCUCUGAGGCAUACAAAUGGAGAUGGUUUCAGAAUUCGAUUGGAGCACUUGAUGGGACACAUAUUCCAGUAACAGUGGCAGCAGAAGAUAAACCUAGAUACCGUAAUAGAAAGGGUGACAUCUCUACGAAUGUGUUAGGGGUUUGUGGUCCAGAUUUAAAGUUUAUUUACGUGUUACCUGGUUGGGAAGGCUCGGCAGGAGAUUCACGAGUAUUGCGAGAUGCUUUACGUCGUCAAAACCACCUUCAAAUUCCGAAUGGUAAAUACUUUCUGGUCGACGCAGGAUAUACAAAUGGCCCAGGAUAUACAAGUAAUGUUGCAAAUGAGGUCACAACUAUUCAAGUAUCUUAGGCAUGGACAACGUUUCGGGACACUUUAGCAAUGGAUAUGUUUGUUGAAUAUCAACAUAGGAGAAACUUAGUUUAGGGACAACAUGUUAUCAGUUGUCUUUGCUUUCUACCUUGUUUGUUGUGUCUGUUAUCUGUUUUUCCAUUUCUUAUGUUGUUUCUUGUUUAUUUCUGUAGUUGCUUUGUUCUGUUGUGUGUGUUGGCUCACUUGGAAGAGCCUUGUUUCCAAGCUUUUUAUCCUAUUAAUAUUAAUUGAAUGAUUGAUCAGAA